This is a messenger RNA of Vicia villosa (hairy vetch), 777 nucleotides long. RefSeq names its product oleosin Ara h 11.0101-like. NCBI's taxonomy places the organism in Eukaryota, Viridiplantae, Streptophyta, Magnoliopsida, Fabales, Fabaceae. The coding region runs from base 68 to 523 and encodes 151 amino acids. The record is from RefSeq and is a predicted model, not a curated record. Gene Ontology annotation, biological process: sexual reproduction; lipid storage. Gene Ontology annotation, cellular component: membrane; extracellular region; monolayer-surrounded lipid storage body. The transcript has a single exon.
UCAUCUAACCCAUGCAACUGCAACUAAUCCUCAAUUCUCAUCCAUCAAAUUCAAAACCCUAAUAAACAUGUCUCAUGAAGGACACUACCAACCACUCCGAGGCUACAACGACCAACACAACAGUAACACCACAGUUCAACAACAACCUCCACCAACCAAGUCAACUCAGCUCGUUAAGGCUGCCACCGCCGUAACCGCCGGCAGCUCUCUUGUGAUCCUCUCUGGUUUGGUCUUAGCCGGCACAGUUAUCGCCCUCACAAUCAUCACACCGCUGUUUGUAAUAUUCAGUCCCGUGUUGGUUCCUGCGGUGAUCAUUUUUUCUCUGUUGACAUUGGGGUUCUUUGCUUCCGGUGGAUUCGGUGUGGCUGCGAUCACGGUGUUAGCAUGGAUCUAUACGUAUGUUACCGGUAAGCAUCCACCUGGCGCUGAUCGGUUGGACACAGCGCGUCAGACUCUGAUAAACAAAGCGCGUGAGAUUAGGGACUAUAGUCAACAGAAAAUCAGUGGGACGCAGAAUUCUUAAAUCUGCCAUCGCAUGCACUCGAUUGUAUCUUACGAAAACUCAAGUGUAAUUUCAUUUGUAUGAUUCUUCUCUAGUUCUUGUUUUUGUUGACCUCUCUCUCUCUUCUUGCUUAUUUUUACAUGUCGUAGUUUCUCUGUUUUGUGUAGUUUGCAUGUUGCAGUUUUUAGUUUGUAUAAUGUGGGUAUGAUUAGUAUCCACCUAAAUGUAUAGUUUUAUUUUUUUAAUAAGUUAACCAAUUUGAUUUUUGUGCAAUA